UAGACGGACGUUAGUUUUGUUCGUUAUGAAACGUAUACAUAUUUUUUUCAUCAUAAAAACUUUUAUUUAGUGCUUUCGUUAAUUUUAUUGACUUAUUUAUUGUGUGAUUCAAAUAAUAUAACAAUAAAAAUAUAUUAAUUGUUCGAGGAAUUCUUUUGUCGAGUGUUUUGUGUUAAAAUUUGUGUUUUCGUGAUUUGGGAUUUCGUGUCGCAGAUCUAUGAAAAGCGAUCAACAGGAUGGCGUUUAGCAGAGAAUAGCCCCUGCAACAAAGAUGGCGUCUUUCGAUAAAGAUAUUGAAAACAGAAAGAGGAGUGCAGAAUGUGAAACAGACAGAUUACCUACAUUGAAACAGAUACAACAAGAAUACACAGAUAAAACAAACAUAGAUAAAAAAUUAAAAAUAACCCCCCUUAAUAUAAACUACAAAAUGAGGAAACCUUACAUUCUAUACAAUAAUUUUCGUUACAAAGAAGAAUUAUCAAGAAGAGUUGCCAUUAAAAGGGAAUAUGGAUUUUAUAACUAUUGUUUUAUAAGUGUCUGUCUGAGUUUCGUUCUGGGAUUAGUAAUCGGCGUAGCGAUCGUUGGAUCACCUCAAACGAGAUUGAUCACACCCAAUAUUAGUCCUAAAAGAAUAGCGAAAAUAAACACAACCAGAGAAGGUUAUUCCAGAAGUUUGAAUUCACUUAAAUAUUCAGAUAGUUUAAAAUUAGAAGAUAAUUUUAUUCCCCCUGAAAAAGAAAAUAACAUGGACAGAUUUGCGACUGUUUCCUUUACUGGAUCUGUCGACCCCCACAAACAUAAAAUAGACGUGUAUCCCAAAGGCCUUACGGAGAACAUGAAAGAUAUUCUCAAAGACAACAAGGUAUUCCAACACAAACUAUCCAUAACAAACGUGGUUGAUACAAACGUACACGUUCCUAAUACUGAUACAGUUUUAUACAAUAACAUAUAUUGGGGUCCGGAAGUCGAAAACUCAAUGCCACAGGGUUAUGGUGAAAAUUCCGCUGAAAUCUGGGAAAGUUACGUCGAUCAGAGCGAAGUAACCAAGAUGGAACCCGGAUGCGGAAGGAUGCAGAAUCGUUUAAUCACAUUCAAAGAUGGAAUCCAAGCUUGUGUACGAUACAGACAAAAUACAGAUCAGAUACAGGGUGAAAUAUUCAGUUUCUAUGUUGCUAGACUAUUGAAUUUAACAAAUUUAGCACCCUCUGUUAUUAAAGUCGUCGAUUUGAAAGAUAAGCUUUGGCAGAGUGUCGCCAACGACAUCGCUUCAGCGCAAUGGAACACAAAUAGAGCAGUUGUUUUAACUCAAUACAUUCCAAGCUUAGAAUCAGCAACGAUACCGGAAAUAUUCAAGCCUUCAACGCGUCACUUAAAUAAGAAUGACGUGUUCAAAAUGUCUCAAAAAGAAAACGACACCGUUGAAACUAACAAACAAAUAUUGUUGGACAAACUCAGAAUGAAAAACGUCAAAGCGAAGCAAGAAAUUAUGAACGACUUCGAUUUUAUAGAUGCAAAGCUAAAUAAGAAAACUAGAGAUUUAUUUGUUGAAUUAGCGCAAUGGUCGGAUCUCAUUAUAUUUGACUAUUUAACAGCUAAUUUAGAUCGUAUUGUAAAUAAUUUAUUCAACUAUCAAUGGAAUGUAAACAUUAUGGAUGGCCCUGCCCAUAAUUUGGCGAGGAAAAUAGACAGUGGAUUACUUUUGUUUCUGGACAACGAAUCCGGUCUCCUCCACGGUUAUCGGCUUCUGAAGAAGUACAAUGUGUAUCAUAGUUUGAUGCUGGAUAAUUUGUGUGUGUUUAGAAAGAGGACUGUUGAUUCAUUGAAAAGUUUACACGAAAGCUCAAUCGGUGCAAAACUCAGUGAUAUAUUUCAUAGGAAAAACAAUGCAAUAAUAAGAGACAUUUUACCGCCAUUGCCAGAGAAGAACGCAAAAGUGUUACACGAUAGAAUAGGUAAAGUUUUAAGUCAAAUCGACAAGUGUGCACAGACUUUUUCUAAUAGAUAACUAUUUGUUAUAUUCACUCGCACUAAAAUCUUUUUUAUCUGUUUUUUUUUUUUAUUCCUAAAAUUACCACCAAUAUUUGAAACCAAAUAAGCUUAGAAGGCAUGGUAAAUAUGCCACUAAGACUUUGAUAGCUUCUUUUUAAAACUUUUCAAAAAGUCACCAAUAAUUACAUGUCAUUUUUAAAGUUUCUGUUAAAAACAAAAGUCAAUCACAGAUAUUCCUAUGUAUGUGUUGCAGCAGAAAAGUUGCCAACAUUAUUCCAGUGGCGACGCAUUCAAAUUGUAAAAUUUAACGUUUUUAAUUUUGUCUUUGUAAAUAUAAGUCUAAGUUUCUAUUUAUUUUUAGUGCGAGAAAAGACAAGUGAUACUGAUAAGCGUGUUUCGAUACCAAAUACUUUAUUUAUUGUAAAUGUGCCAGUAAUUGUUUUUGCGGUGAUAUUUAUUUUGUUAUUAUAAUAUAAUUAUUUGUAAAUACGCCGACUGUUUUAUUUAUAAACCGUUUUAUUGUAACUUGUACAAAAAUCAAAUGGGCCAAGAAACUAUUCUGGGACAAUAGUUUGUAUAAUAACGGCGAUACGAUUUGGAUACGUGAAUCAUUUAAAUUUUAUAAUUAUUAAAGUUAAUGUCUUGUCAUUUUGUGACGUUUCGCGAUCGUAUGCUGUUGUGUGUAUCCGAAUGUGUUUUGUCGAAUUAGAUGUUACCGGAUAGCUGACUUGUAACGAAUAACAUUUCAUCUCUAGAUACGUGUACAUACUUAAGCCGUUUUAUACGACGAGAGAGUUUAUUGGCAAAUUAUUCCGAACGUUAUAACGCUCAUAUUUGAAAGUCUAUUAACUAAUUUGAGACUUUAAUGUUUACAAUAUAUCUUAAUGAAAUAUGUCAUAUUGAACACGUUUUGUUUCAAAAUCCGUCGUAAUUGUUAUAAAACUAUGACGUGUUAGCUUUGUCUGGAGUUGAUCGUUAAAUUACAACUGUUAUCUCAAUUGGAUAGCAUUGACCAUAUAACUAAGACAAUAAAAGAGAAAUGUGAUUUAAAUAAGGAUGUAAAAUUGAUAAAGACAAAGUAACUGGUGGUUAAGGAAGAAGACAGAUAUAGCCUGAAAAGUUGUAUUGUCUCUUUCUAGGUAGAUAAUUCCGUGACGAUCUCAUAGUAAACUCUGAUAGUAACUAUAAAAAAUAAUAACUACUGCUACAGUAUUCAGUCCUUUUUUAAUUCAUUUAACUUUUAAACAGUUUUAAAGGCAUUAAAGGCUGAAGAUCCCAAAAUUCGGAAGUUUUUGAAUUUGAAAGUUGGCAGAAUGUAUAUUCCGAUGUCUGCGUAUGGAAAGGCUUUUUGAAGGUUUGCCGUCCAAUCAGAUCACGAGAUUGAGGAAAUAGGUAGUGUACCUGUGUUUGCGAAAACACUUGUGCACUAUAAUUUUUCCCGCGCUGCUGAAUAGUAUCUGUGACGGUUUUUUUUUUCAAUAUGUCGUUUAUAUUUUUAAGCAUAACAUAUUAUGCCAAUGUCACGACAUUAUGAAGAUGACACUUCGAACCGGUUUUUAAAUUUUAUGAAAUAGAUAAUAUAUUUUAAUUUUUUUAAAUAAUAUUACUAAAAUAUUCAAUAAAUGGAGCCUCAACUAAUGUUGAAAUAACUUGGUUAAUCUGUGGUCGAUUUUUUUGUUGAAAGAUAUAAUGAUUUUGUUAUUUUUUUACUAACCAUCUGUAAAUUGUCGUAAUUUAAAUAAGACGUUUAUGAACAUAGGAACAGAUAGACGAGAUCUAGAGAUAAAAUGUUAUUGUUACUUUUUGUAAUGUGAGCGUUUCAAAACAUUCGAAUAUAUAUAUAUUUUUAAAUAUUUUUGUACAACUUUAAAUGAAAUGGAUAAUGUAAUGCGUAUAAUCUGUGACGACUGUUUUGUAUAAUCUGUAACAUUUGACAAAUUAUUCUCGGUUUCAAAUGCAAAUGUCAAACUUUAAAUUAAAAUCUAUGUUCUUUAUAGGUAAGGAGAUGUGUCAUAGAUAUUAACCCACACGUGUCUAAAAAAUGUUUUAAAUGACAGUUCAAUGACUAUACAAUUGCCGGCAUUAAAACACAAUUACCCUGACACUGGCAGAAUUGUCAACCUAUUGACAGAAGUCAUAAACAUAAUACAUAAUAAUAAAAAAAAACACAAUUGUCAAAUAACCUAAAGUUAAAUUAGGAUUUUAUAAUUAUUAGGAUUUAUGAAUUAUAUUAACAGAAUAAUUUGAAGCGUCGUUUGAAGGUGUAUUU
Vanessa atalanta (red admiral) is the source of this 4258-nucleotide messenger RNA. It is a transcript of the gene fj, whose product is annotated as extracellular serine/threonine protein kinase four-jointed. The record is from RefSeq and is a predicted model, not a curated record. NCBI's taxonomy places the organism in Eukaryota, Metazoa, Arthropoda, Insecta, Lepidoptera, Nymphalidae. Bases 272 to 2005 code for a protein of 577 amino acids. The transcript has 2 exons. Gene Ontology annotation, biological process: cell-cell signaling.